Arabidopsis arenosa is the source of this 2992-nucleotide messenger RNA. The record is from the annotation of a GenBank genome assembly. NCBI's taxonomy places the organism in Eukaryota, Viridiplantae, Streptophyta, Magnoliopsida, Brassicales, Brassicaceae.
UGUAGUCUCUUCCUCUCAAAGAAAAAGAAACGAACAUGGACCAAAAGCUAAAGACCACCACCAUUAGUCCACCGCAACCACCAAAGCGUUGGCUUAACCACAUCAAGACAUUUUUCGACGUUCCUAACCCGAGAAUCGUUAGAAUCUUUUCUAUAAGCAGUUUGGCCACGUUCUUCUCCGGAAUCGCUUUUGCUUUUGAAUGGACAUUUCAUGGCAAAAACCAUUUCGGAUUCCAAUGGAUCAUCUACUACGCCUUGUCCCUGAUCAUUCUUCCUAUUCUCAUCUGGCUAGGUCUCGGUAUUGUCAUGGUUGUCUCGUCAAGCCACGGGUCAAUGCAAGUUGCUAGCGUGGCGGUGGAAGAAGAACAUUAUGUUAACGAUUGUACCGGGAAGAAUAAGAAUGAAGAAACUAAAAAAAACAAUUUCUCUGGCGGUGCUGAUGCCGUGGUGGCGCCUAUGCGUGGAAGAGUACCACUUCCACCACCACCUCCUCCUCCUAUGCCUAGAAGAGCACCACCACCUCCUAUGCGUAGUAGAGUACCACCACCUCCUCCUCCUAUGCCUAGAAGAGCACCUCCUCCUCCUAUGCAUAGAAGAGUACCACCACCUCCUCCUCCUAUGCCUAGAAGAGUACCAUCACGUCCUCUGAUAUGUCCAGGAGCCCCACCUCCACCUCCACCUCCACUUCCGAUGUUUGGUGCCUUAAGAGCUAAGGUUGAUCCUAAGGAAGCAGAAAUUGUGUGUUGUAUUUCUCCACGUCCAGAUAAAAAAAAGUCCUCCCUGAAGCGAUUACACUGGGUUAAAAUAACAAGGGCUUUGCCAGGGAGCUUAUGGGAUGAGUUACAGAGACGACAACAAGCAUGCCGCGAUAUCGAGGAUGAACAGAUUUUCUGUGCAACAGAACUUGAUGUAUCAGAAAUAGAGAACCUUUUCUCUCUUGGGGCAAAACCAAAACCAAAACCUCAAAAAGUUCCACUGAUUGACGACCUUAGGAGAGCUCACGGCACGGAAAUUAGGCUAAUGUUAUUAAAUAUUCGGCUGCCUGAUAUGAUGGCUGCAAUCAUGGCAAUGGAUGAGUCUGUACUAGAUGUUGAUGAAAUAAGGAAUCUUAUAAACCUUUUCCCAACCAAGGAGGAUAUGGAGCUUCUUAAGACCUACACUGAUGACAAGGGGACCGUGAGAAAGAGGGAGCUGUACUUCCAAGAGCUAAUGAAGGUGCCACAAGUAGAAUCGAAGCUGAGAGUAUUUUCCUUCAAGAUUCAAUUUGGCACUAAGAUAACAGAAUUCAAAAAAAGGUUAAGUGUGGUAGAUUCUGCGUGUGAGGAGGUUCGUUCUUCACAAAAGCUAAAAGAAAUUAUGAAAAAGAUUCCUUCCCUAGGGAACACAUCGAACCAAGGUGUUGCAGUGGGAUACAAGUUGGACAGUUUAAGUGUUAAACGCAUGCAUUAUUUUUGCAAGGUCAUUGCUUCCGAGGCAUCAGAUCUACUGGACGUCCAUAAGGAUCUUGAAAGUCUUGAAUCAGCUUCAAUGAUACAAUUGGAGUCUUUGGCUGAGGAAAUGCAAGAUAUAAUCGAAGGAUUGGAAAAACUGAACCAGGAGCUUACUGCAUCCGAAACUGAUGGUUCUGUUUCUCAAGUUUUUUGUAAAACAUUGAAGGACUUCAUAUCCAUUGCUGAGACUCAAGUGGCAACUGUAUUGAGUCUUUACUCUGUAGUGGGAAAAAAUGCUGAUGCACUUGCCAUCUAUUUUGGCGAGGAUCCUAACCGUUGUCCAUUUGAACAAGUUACUACGACCCUCUUUGACUUUAUAAGAUUGUUUAAGAAAGCACAUGAAGAGAAUGUCAAGAAAGCGGACUUGGAGAAGAGGAAAGCCGCUAAUGCGAAAAUGGAGCAUGUGAAAGGAGUCACUCUUACAAGAAAAGUGGUUCAUAAUAGCUUGAUCGACCUGAGGAGAGCCUUUAACAUAGAAAUUAUGCUUCGGAAAGUAAAGAUGCCGCUGCCUGAUAUAAUGGCUGCACUUCUAGCAAUGGAUGAGUCUGUACUAGAUAUUGAUCAAAUAGAGAAUCUUAUAAGGUUUUGCCCAACAAAGGAGGAGAUGGAGCUUCUUGAGAGCUAUACUGGUGACAAGGCAACCUUGGGAAAGUGUGACCAGUACUUCCUAGAGCUUAUGAAGGUUCCAGGAGUAGAAUCGAAGCUGAGAGUGUUUUCCUUCAGAAUUCAAUUCGGCACUAAGAUAACAGAACUCAAUAAAGGUUUAAAUGCGGUGAAUUCUGCAUGUAAGGAGGUCCGUACUUCCGAAAAGCUAAAAGAGAUUCUGAAAAUUAUUCUCUGCUUGGGGAACAUAAUGAACCAAGGAACUGCCAAGGGCAGUGCAGUGGGAUUCAAGUUGGACAGUUUAUUGAUAUUAAGCGAUACACGUGCUGCUAACAGCGAGAUGACUCUCAUGCAUUAUCUUUGCAAGGUCCUUGCUUCCAAGGCAUCAGAUCUACUAGACUUCCAUAAGGAUCUUGAAAGUCUUGAAUCAGCUUCAAAGAUACACUUGAAGUUGUUAGCUGAGGAAAUUGUAGCUAUAACCAAAGGAUUGGAAAAACUGAACCAGGAGCUCACUGCAUCCGAAAGUGAUGGUCCUGUUUCUCAAGUUUUCCUUAAAUUAUUGAAAGACUUCAUAUCCAUGGCUGAGACUCAAGUAGCAACGGUACCGAGUCUUUACUCCACCGUGGGAAGAAAUGCUGAUGCACUUGCAAACUAUUUUGGCGAGAGUCCUAACGAUUAUCCAUUUGAAAAAGUUACCGCGAUACUCUUGAGUUUUAUAAGGUUGUUUAAGAAAGCACACGAAGAGAAUGUCAAGCAAGCGGAGUUGGAGAAGACGAAAGAACGAGUCAGUCUUGCUAAAAAAAAGGAUGCGGAGUUGAAGAAGAAGAAAGCUGCCUUAUAUAACUGACUAUAGUGUGGUAACUCAGAUAUUUUGUGUUGAUAUAAACAAGUGAUGUAAAU